This is a messenger RNA of Darwinula stevensoni, 1045 nucleotides long. NCBI's taxonomy places the organism in Eukaryota, Metazoa, Arthropoda, Ostracoda, Podocopida, Darwinulidae. The record is from the annotation of a GenBank genome assembly.
AUUCCUCCCGAUGGUUCGUGAAGAAGACUCGAAAUGGCUUUUCUCAGGGACGGAGAGAUUCAGCUGCGACAUCCAUCAGAUGUUGGGAUUCUACCCCGGGAUCUACUGGAGAGUCUGCUGGAAAUACGUGGCUCCGGUCUUCCUCCUGCUGAUCGUCGCGAGCGGGCUGUGGGAUUACAAGCCGUUGACGCAUCAGGAAUACUCGUACCCGGCGUGGGCGGACGGCCUCGGAUGGCUCAUAGCCGCUUCCUCCUUUUCCUGCAUUCCCCUGGUCGCACUCUUUCUUCUCCUCACCACUCCGGGACCCCUCCGCCAGGUCUUUUCCCUUCCGAUCGUCUUCGUCUUUCGAGUUCGUCCGAACCAGAGUACGAGGACCGAUCCGUUUGUUUCCCCGGCAGAGGUUGAGGAUCCUCACGACACCUUGGAAGGAUCGUCAAGCGAGCGUCGGGGUCGUGAAGGUGACUCAGAUCACGGCGAACAGCACGGAGCCCGCGGGCGACCGCGUGUGAAUUCCCCAUCGCCUUCGUCUCUCUGGCACUCCCGGAACGAGCACGGCAGAUCCACCUUCCUUCCCUCCGUCAACUUUCACGUCGCGUCGCUUCGAUCCGGUCGGGACGGAGCCCCGUGCGUGCGUCUCGGCAGAGUCGCCCGCAUUCCCGUCGUGGCUUCCCUGCGCUUUCUCGCGUUCUCGGACCCUACUUCUCGUGCUCACCGUACAAUCGACCCUACGAUUUCUGGCAGUGUCGUUCGAGCGCUCGGUCGCGAGACUUCGCUUUUCCGCCGUCGGAAUGGUGAUCGAGCCAAUAAAGAAGACCUGGGGAUCCCCUGCUCCUCUUCCUUCGUCACUCGGACGGGACACACCGGAACGUUCCCACGGAUACCGAUCCCGCACUCUCGAUUCGCCGAAAAGGGUCCCCGGCGAGGGACACGUCUUCGUUCGCGGCGACACGGCUCGCAGGCGAUCGAGGAGCUGCCAGACCGGCGUCUGGGAACGUCAUCUCGUUUCCUUAACCCUUUCGGUCUCGAACUUCUGGUCGUCGCUUAA